Messenger RNA from Brassica rapa (field mustard), 836 nucleotides. RefSeq lists its product as uncharacterized. The record is from RefSeq and is a predicted model, not a curated record. NCBI's taxonomy places the organism in Eukaryota, Viridiplantae, Streptophyta, Magnoliopsida, Brassicales, Brassicaceae.
GCCGGCCCAACUUCUCUGAGUCGGCAACACUCUCACUCCUUUAUAACUAAUCCUCAACUAACUUUUCUCUCUCACCAGAUGACUUUCCACUUAUUUACCAAAAAACCAACCAUUGAGCCUGACACUCGCCGUCCGCCGCCGCACACCCCCUCGUCGGGGGCAGUGCGACGCCUCCACGUGCCACCGUCUACUUCUCUCUCCAAGCAACACUCAUGGUCGCCUGAUCUCAUCCGCGAGGAAGCUUGGUCAAAGCGCCGAGACACCUCCCGCAACCGCCGCCGCGGAAAGAGCUUGACGGACGACGAUCUCGACGAACUCAAAGCCAGUAUCGAACUCGGGUUCGGGUUCGGAUCCCCUGAAGUCACCGAUCCGAGACUGUCCAACACGCUUCCCGCUUUGGAACUCUACUACGCCGUUCAAAAGAGCUACAACGACGCCGUUUCCAACAAGUCGUCGUCUUCGCUCUCCGACGGCGAUACCAGCCCCUCCACGUUAUACAGAACCAGCGAUGAUCCGCAAACGGUGAAGACGAAGCUGAAGCAGUGGGCGAGAGUGGUGGCGUGCACCGUUAACCAAUCACCACCGAGAUGAAAACUAACGGCGUUAAUAAUUAACGGCUGUUUGAAACGGCCAAACAGACGUGGAGCCCAUGCAUCAUUUGUAAUAUUACACAUACUGUAGUGAAUUUACCAAUUUAUUUUGGACCCAACCUGUCUGUAUAUUACAUUAUUGCGCAUUAUACAAUGACUUGAUUGAUUGCUUUAUGUUCUGUUAGUAUGUCUUAUAUGAUUUUAUAUAGACACCCAUUAUACAAUUUGCGAAAGUAUAUUCUUUGA